Molecule: messenger RNA, 366 nt
Organism: Dibothriocephalus latus
Lineage: Eukaryota; Metazoa; Platyhelminthes; Cestoda; Diphyllobothriidea; Diphyllobothriidae
Source: the annotation of a GenBank genome assembly
AUGGCUCUGGACUCACCAUGUAGCGCCCUCUGUGCAUACUAUUAUUAUUUGGCUGCCCUAAAGCCGAAGAUUUUGUCUGCUAAUACCGGCUACAAUUUAUACUAUUCAAUGCAACUCCGGGCUCAACUGGACCGGUGGGAGGUGGUGAAGACUACUCAGAGUCACGCCACGCUGCGCGGUCUCCGCUAUGGUGCCACGUACUUCCUCAAAGUUAACGCCUUUAAUUCUGCAGGCGAUGGCCCCGUCAGCGAGGCGUUUCCCAUCAUCGUCACACCUGGAGGUAGGCGCAAAUGCCAGGUUGCAAGUUGUCGUAAAACGCUUAUGCUGGGUUUUUUUCCCUCUCCUCCUGCCUUGCAUUUGGCUUGA